ACUUCAAAAGAAUCACUCUCACUAGUAAUGAAAACACUAAUCUUCUAAAGUUGUCAAAAACCAAUAAACCUUGUUGGAGUUUUUGGGAAAUUUUAUUUUAUUAGUCAAAAAAUUGUUUUGUACAAUUGUAGUGUAUAUAUUCAUUACUCUUCACUUGAUCUUCAUGAUAUUUUGAUUUAAUUUGUUGUCCUUCUUCUACUCCCAAGUCCCCCCAAGCCAGCCCCUACUUCACCCUUCUAAGUCACUAGUAGGUGGCUCCACCAUGACUUAUACUGUGAUUUCAUUUGAUAUUUCUGAAAUAGACAUCAAUUUCAUUGAUUGAUCAAUCUCUCUUGUGACAUAUUUAAAUUGAAGUUCCAUUGUUAUGUUGAGAAGUUCAGAUCCAAAAAAGAAUGGAAUCUAGAAAGAUGGAAGAAUAUGAAGUUGUAGAACAGAUCGGUAGAGGAGCUUUUGGAGCUGCAUUUCUUGUUCAUCACAAGUUUGAGAAGAAAAAGUAUGUAAUGAAGAAGAUUCGUUUGGCAAAACAAACAGACAAGUUAAAACGCACUGCCCAUCAAGAGGACUCCUUUGUCUGCAUUGUUACAAGCUAUUGUGAAUGUGGAGACAUGGCUGAUAUGAUUAAAAAAGCCAGAGGAACAUUUUUCUCUGAAGAUAGACUUUGCAAAUGGUUGAUACAGUUGUUACUGGCUCUCGAUUACCUUCACUCGAAUCGUGUUCUUCACAGAGAUCUUAAAUGCUCUAACAUUUUCCUUACUAAAGACGACGAAAUCAAACUUGGUGACUUUGGAUUAGCCAAAUUGUUGAAUAAAGAUGAUCUUGCCUCUUCGAUUGUGGGUACUCCAACAUAUAUGUGCCCUGAGCUUCUAGCAGAUAUACCUUAUGGAUAUAAGUCAGACAUAUGGUCUCUAGGUUGUUGUAUGUUUGAAAUUUCUGCCCAUCAAGCUGCAUUUUGUGCUACGGAUAUGGCUGGGUUAAUCAACAAAAUAAACAGGUCUACUAUAUCUCCACUUCCAACCAUAUAUUCUUCUACAUGGAAACGACUGAUUAAAAGCAUGCUAAGAAAAAGCCCAGAACAUAGACCUACGGCUGCAGAGUUGUUAAGGCAUCCACAUUUACAACCAUAUCUUGCUAAAUAUCAGAACUUGUCACCAGCAUUUGUUCAAGUAUGUUGUGAUAAGGAUGUUAUUAAACAGAAUCCUGAUCAAACUCACGAGAAUUCAACUUCCAAGGAUAUUAGACAAGCAAAAAAACACGACAAGGUUGUAGUUGUUCAUGAAUUUAAAGGUAAUACGUGUAUGAUUAAGACUAAACCUGGAGAUUUGGACUAUGAACGACUGCAGAGGAUAUCCGUCAAGAAAAGUGGAAGCACUAAUUCUAUAAGCUCCACAAGAAGUACUUUGACUGAUAAUACAAUUGAAGGUACAAAAUGCUUUUAUAAGAAAUCAGGAAUACCAAAACCACAUAUUGAAGUAACUUCACAUGCCAAUAAAGUUAGAGCUAAUGUCAUUGAUCAUCUAAGUACUAAUGAAAAAUGCGAUGAUCACAAACGAGCAUCGAGUGAUACUUCAGUAAUGAGCAAUGGAAGGGAAGAAGCAUUAGAGUCAUUACUUGAACUUUGUGCAGAGUUACUUAAGCAUAAAAAGCUAGAGGAAUUAGCUGGUGUGCUAAAACCAUUUGGUGAACAAGUUGUUUCUUCUAGAGAAACAGCAAUAUGGUUGACAAAAGGAUUAAUAAAUCUUCAAAAUCCAAGUGAAGAAGCUUAGAGUGCCUCCUAGGUUGUUGAGAUUUUUUUUGUAAUAUACUUACCUCCGUCCCAUUUUAUAUGUCACAUUUCAGAUUUCAAGAAUCAAACAAGUAUAUCUUUGAUCGUAAAUUUUUCAAAAAUCUUUUAAACAUUUUGAAUUAUCAA
Solanum lycopersicum (tomato) is the source of this 1909-nucleotide messenger RNA. The record is from RefSeq and is a predicted model, not a curated record. NCBI's taxonomy places the organism in Eukaryota, Viridiplantae, Streptophyta, Magnoliopsida, Solanales, Solanaceae.